Microthlaspi erraticum is the source of this 600-nucleotide messenger RNA. The record is from the annotation of a GenBank genome assembly. Lineage: Eukaryota; Viridiplantae; Streptophyta; Magnoliopsida; Brassicales; Brassicaceae.
AUGGGAAUAAUCCAAGGAGUGAACUGUUGGAAAACACGGUCUAUAUGCUACGGGAUGGCCACAUCAUCAUCUCUCGGCUGUUUAACGGCGGUGCUCGUACAACUGUGGUCGAUGCCUCCUUGGGAAGAUUUCGGAAUCCUGAUUUCUCUUGCAGCAAUAUUCUUGUCUUACGCUAUUCUGGUCGUGAGGUCAUUUUGCCUUCCAGUUCCGAAAAUUAAUAACGAUAGUCGCCGGAUGGGAGAAGAGACGUGGGCGUGCAUCACCGCCUCUUUUAUGAUCAUUAUGUUCAUGCAGUCGCGUGAAAUCCAAUCGGUACAGUUUGGUAUUUACAUGUUUGGGGUGUUGACUGGAGGCAUAGCGGUCAAGCAACUCAAUUGGCCGGCUCAAGAUGUUUACAUCCAACAUGUUGUCUUCACUGCUUUCUGGUCUUGUUUAAGUGGCGUUUUGGGUUACCUGCGACCUGUUCAGCCGGCUUACUCCGUCUUCGCUGCCUUGCUCUUUCUAGGUUUCUUUCUUAACUCCUACCUAUUGGAUCAGGCCCGACCCGUCACUGACUUUGUUCAUUCUCCGUCUCGUCGUUUUCGUGAUCUCGAUGUUUAG